GUUGAAUCAGUCGAGUUGGAUACAUCCGUCGGCUGGCAACCGUCUGCUGCUAGAUUGACGCUCCGCGCGUAUCUGCGGAUCUAUACUAAAUUGUUUUUUUCUCGGCUAGUCAGUUUUUCUUAUAUUUAAAUAAUCGUGUCGGAACUUACUCAACUGUAACUUAAUAAACGGCAAUAUCCAGAGGAAACAGCAGGAUCGCAAAAGCUCUACAGCAAGUGUUUUGAGAUAGAGAGACAAGUCCAACAACAGAAAACACAUAUCUCAAGCCCUUAUAGCGCGUUCGCAUAACACACAAAAAAAAUAGGUGGUGAAGCAACAGAAAAACAAAAUAAUACAAAAAUACGUCAAGAAAAUUAAAAAGCGCAGAUAAAUUUCAAUGCACUCAAACGAAGAAAGUAUCUGCUGUUUAUUUAUAUUGUACGAGUGAGUGGUGGGUACAAACAGCUGUUGGGGCAACAAAAGUAUCAACCGCUUUAAAAUUUUCAUUCUGGCUUCAUUCUUUCAACUCGUUGCUCUAAAAUACCGACAAUUUUGUAUACAUUCAGUUGGCUUAAGCGAAAACACACUUGCUCAGAGGCAGAUGCGUUAUUCUGAUUAGAAACAAAAACAGCUGAAAACCAACCGCAGUAUGUAUUUACGGGAAAUGCUCUUACUGGCCUGUCUGGUGCUGCUGUUCGGGGGACUCCCACAAUUCACUUCCCCUACAACGACCACCACCCUAGUGGCCGCCAUGUCCAUCGCCAAUCAGGACUUGGAGCGCUUCUUUAGACCAGGAAACGGCACGCACACUUUCUCCGGAAUGGAGGACCGAAUUGCAGUGGACGUCUAUAACUACGCCUUCCUCAACUGGUCGUACUUAGAUGGUAGUACACUGUGCAACAUGGACUUUGCUCAGGAGCAGGCUCGCUACGGUGAGGGCAAGGUGUUGAACGUCACGGGGCGUCUGGUCCACAUCAGCGCCACGGAAAACGUCAGUGACGACUACGCCUGCACACCAUACAUCCGCGGAACUUUGGGAACCCCAACGCCAGACAAGGGUGUGACCUGGAUAGCCUUGGUCCGCCGUGGACGCUGCACCUUUGAGGAAAAAGUUAAGCAUGUUUACCAGCAGAACGCCGCCGGUGUCAUUAUCUACAAUGACAAGCAGGUGAUGCAGCUGGAGAAGAUGCAGAUCAAGGGCAAGACAAGAAGCAUCGCCGCAGUGAUAACUUAUCAGAACAUUGGACAAGACCUAGUGGACAGUGUGGACAGGGGCAACAAUGUCACCAUCUCUAUUAUCGAGGGACGACGAGGAGUACGCACCGUCAGCAGCUUAAACCGAACGUCAGUGCUGUUCGUCUCCAUAUCAUUCAUCGUUUUGAUGAUUAUUUCCCUGGUUUGGCUUAUCUUCUACUACAUUCAGAGGUUUCGGUACAUGCAGGCAAAGGAUCAACAAUCUCGCAAUCUGUGCUCGGUUACCAAAAAGGCCAUCAUGAAGAUCCCAACGAAGACGGGGAAAAUCAGCGACGAGAAGGAUUUGGAUAGCGACUGCUGCGCAAUUUGCAUCGAGGCCUAUAAACCCACAGAUACCAUUCGGAUAUUGCCGUGCAAGCACGAAUUUCAUAAAAACUGCAUCGAUCCAUGGCUCAUCGAGCACCGAACCUGCCCCAUGUGCAAGCUCGACGUGCUCAAGUUUUACGGAUAUGUGGUGGGUGACCAAAUAUAUCAAACUCCCAGUCCGCAGCACACAGCUCCCAUUGCCGCGGUGGCUGUAGCCCAUCCUUCCAUCGAGGAGGUGCCCGUAAUUGUGGUGGCUUUGCCGAUGGGGCCGCAACCCCUCCAGCAGCUACAGGCUAGCAACAUCAGUAGUUUCGCUCCUCGCCACUAUCUCCCUCGUAGUCGUAGUCCUAGCAGUAGUAUCCAGCAACAGCUACAGCCGCUUGCGUACCAACACCACCCGCAGCAGGUGGUAGCGGAGCUUGCCAGACGUAACUCCGCUCCCGCCACAAUGCCGCACGCUAUUAUUUGUACUGCCAGCCAUCAGGUGACCGACGUUUAAGAUAUUUCCAAGCCACCCACGAAUUAGACUUAUUGUAACAUUCAACUUACUGUGUACAUAUUUACUAUCCCGCGAGCAGGUAUUCAAUAGUAAGCUGUAAUAAGUUACAAUUAUUUGUAAGAUCCGAAAUCCUUUCAACCAGACCAAUGUUCAUCUUGCUUUGGCAAAGACUUUGCAUCGAAAAUUGUAGUAAACAUAUAACAUUACAGGAAAGCAACCUACAUGAUCCAAUUACAAGCAAAGUUCAUUCUUCUGUCAGCUCCAGUCAUUAAUAAUUUUAACUGAGUUAGGUAUUUAAAACUUAAACUGUGAGAUUUUGUACGUACUAUAUGUGAAUUUUAGGUAUUGCUUAGAAAAAAAAACUUGAUUAUUGAUUAGAAGGAUUAACUUCUUUCUUGGCCUGACAUUACAAGUGCUGAUGACGAUUCAGAGUAACCUAAAGGCUUUUUGAACUAUGAUAUAUUCACUUAUUUGUAAAUAAGCCCAUUUAAAAACUGUGUACUUACAAGUGCCGAUGAGAAGACUUCAAUUUUAGUUUUUACAAGAACCCCACGCACAUUUAUAUGUAUCUAAGCAACAUUACAAAAUACCGCUAGAAGUUCAACUUGAAAACGGAUUUAUGAAUAAAUCGCAUUACGGUUUAAGGUAAAUGUUUAAGUUCUAUGUAAGGAUUAGAAUUGUCGAUAAAAGUAGACAAAGGAAAUUACUUGCGAGUACUACAAUAACUAUGCCUACCUUAAAUAAUAUACCAAUACAAUUAUAAACAAUGACUAUAUCUUAUAGCUGUAGAAGAUGUAAUGUUAAAUGCAAUAAUUAUAGCAAAAUCAGCGACUGUUUUGCUUGUCAAAGGCAUGCGAAGUCGAGAUAUCUGCCGAUUAGACACAUAAAGAGAUUCAAACACCAAUCGCACUCAGCGCAUAUUGUUUAUUAACGUUUUCUGUAAUAUUGAAGGUGCCAAAGUAUUGCUUUUAGUUGUUCACAUUGAAUAAAUCAAAAAAUAUUUUAUUUGAA
This is a messenger RNA of Drosophila elegans, 3049 nucleotides long. It is a transcript of the gene gol, whose product is annotated as protein goliath. The coding region runs from base 629 to 2038 and encodes 469 amino acids. Lineage: Eukaryota; Metazoa; Arthropoda; Insecta; Diptera; Drosophilidae. The transcript is spliced from 6 exons. The record is from RefSeq and is a predicted model, not a curated record.